AGCACAAACCGAAUUUUCGUUCAUUUAGCUCAUCUAUAUCUAUCUAUUAUUAUUAUUUUUUUUAAAAAUCGUUAACCAGCCGGCAGGAUUUGGGGGGGACAGGCUUUCGCCCUGGAGCGGUGCGCGAUGCUGUCUCACGCCGACCUCCUGGACGCCCGACUCGGGAUGAAGGACGCGGCUGAGCUGCUGGGGCACCGAGAGGCGGUGAAGUGCCGCCUGGGGGUCGGAGGCUCGGACACGGUGCACCCCGGGGAUCUGAGCAAUAAUGCGGACCCAGUGGAGGGCACCACCCUGCUGCCAGGAGAGGACAUCACCAGCGUGGGCUCCAACCAGUCCUCCCUGGCGGUCAGCUCCAAAGACCCCGACAAACAGCAGCAACAGCAGAACCCGAACCAGUCCGGGCAGCAGCAGGGGCAGAACCAGGGGCAGCAGAAACAGAAGAGGCACCGGACCCGCUUCACGCCGGCACAGCUCAACGAGCUGGAGAGGAGCUUCGCCAAGACCCACUACCCAGACAUCUUCAUGAGAGAGGAGCUGGCGCUCAGGAUCGGCCUUACGGAAUCCAGGGUACAGGUCUGGUUCCAGAACAGACGCGCAAAGUGGAAGAAGCGCAAGAAGACCACCAACGUGUUCCGUGCCCCCGGUACCCUCCUGCCCACCCCUGGGCUGCCCCAGUUUCCUUCAGCAGCAGCUGCAGCGGCAGCAGCGAUGGGUGACAGCCUGUGUUCCUUCCACGCCAACGAUACCCGCUGGGCCACGGCCGGAAUGGGGGUCUCCCAACUCCCAUUACCUCCAUCUCUGGGCAGGCAGCAAGCCAUGGCACAGUCCCUGUCCCAGUGCAGUCUGGGAGCCGGCCCCCCGCCCAGCUCCAUGGGCCUCUCCAACAUGGGCUCCAAUGGCACGGGGCUGCAGUCACACCUCUACCAGUCUGCCUUCCCCGGCAUGGUGCCCACUUCAUUGCAGGGUCCCAGCAACGUGUCGGGGUCCCCGCAGCUCUGCAGCUCCCCGGACAGCAGUGAUGUGUGGCGGGGAACCAGCAUCGCGUCACUGCGCCGUAAAGCACUUGAGCACACAGUUUCCAUGAGCUUUACUUAAUAUCCCCCACCCCUGUAUUAUCCCCCAUUUACCCCCAGCCCCCCCCCUAUUCCGUUCAUUGUCCCAGAGCAGGAGUGAUCGUGCCAUGGCCUGUCCUCCUUCAUUAGCUCGCCGGGAAACUGCUGUAUGAUCCGAAGGCAGGAUGGCAGGCAAUCCCUGUGAAUCCAGCCGGCUACUCCCAUAAUGCCCAGCCAGCCACUUUGGGUGAUGGGAGUUGUCUUUGUAUCUUGCUGCAUCUCCCUGGCAGGCAUCAUAGAGGGGGGUACAGCAGGGUAGGUCAUACAGAGUCAAGAAAUACACUUCUGCUCCCACAGCCUCAUGGCUUAACCCCUUCCUAGCCAGAGGGACGCAAUAUGCUGCUCUCUGUGACUAUUAGUGAUUCCACAUUCCAAAUCACAGUCACCAUCCUCUUUCUUUUCCAAAUUCCUGCUUUAAUUCACCCCCCCAGCCAGUCCUAACCCAGUGGGCUUACAAAAGAAAUACCAUUUUCCAAGCACAAUUAUCCUUUCUAAAAUAGAUUGUUCACAAAUGGAUUUCUUUUGUGAGGACAAAAUACUCUUCUGUCAUAGAAGAAACAGCAUCCUUUUUUUUUUUUUUUGCAAAAAAAAAUAAAAUAAAAAUCUUUAAGAAGAAAUAACCAUAAUCAGUACUAUAUUUUCCCUCUAGAGAGGGAAAGCACUUCACUUUUCUGAGGAUCAGUUGGCAGCUCUGCCUUUUUAACCCUUGAUGCAUUGCUCAGGCCACUCGCCCUGUAUCCCCAACAGGCCAGUGGUAGCCAUGGGGCACAUGUAAAUUUCUAACCCUGGACUUUGUACAGAGAACCAAUCAGCUUUUCUGCAUGUGCUGGUCAAAUCCACGUCCAGAGAUCAGAAGCGAUUUCUAAGAAUGAAGAAGAUGUGAAAUAGGAUGUUUUGUGUAGAUAAAGCAUUCUUGUUACAUACUGGUCAGUUUGUGAUAUGUUUUAACUUAUUGUCUGUGCUUAUUUAUUGAUUUUGGGUUUUCUUAAAUGUUCAAGCGAAUAAUGAAACCUAUUAUUUGAAUUUUCUGGACAAGUUUAUAUCAAUUUAACGUAAAUGGAUAAAUAAAAUCAUUUUCAGUAUGCGAUCUGGAAAA
Spea bombifrons (plains spadefoot toad) is the source of this 2208-nucleotide messenger RNA. RefSeq names its product orthopedia homeobox (gene OTP). NCBI's taxonomy places the organism in Eukaryota, Metazoa, Chordata, Amphibia, Anura, Pelobatidae. The coding region runs from base 127 to 1095 and encodes 322 amino acids. The transcript has 3 exons. Gene Ontology annotation, biological process: regulation of DNA-templated transcription; neuron differentiation. The record is from RefSeq and is a predicted model, not a curated record. Gene Ontology annotation, molecular function: DNA binding; DNA-binding transcription factor activity, RNA polymerase II-specific.